Molecule: messenger RNA, 3383 nt
Organism: Polyodon spathula (Mississippi paddlefish)
Lineage: Eukaryota; Metazoa; Chordata; Actinopteri; Acipenseriformes; Polyodontidae
Product: secretory carrier-associated membrane protein 4-like
Exons: 7
Coding region: 114-812 (232 amino acids)
Biological process (GO): protein transport
Cellular component (GO): trans-Golgi network membrane; recycling endosome membrane
Source: RefSeq, a predicted model, not a curated record
GAACUACAGCUCCCAGAACCCAAGCUGCGCGGUUACAGGGCAGGACUGUUGCUCAUCCAGAAUUGAACAUAGCGGUUUUCAGUGACUGACGGAAGGGAGCGGAGUUCACAGAAAUGACAGAAAGGGUUAACAACUUCCCCCCGCUGCCCAAGUUCAUCCCGCUGAAGCCCUGUUUCUAUCAGGACUUUGAGGAGGAUAUCCCUGCAGUCCACCAGCAGCUGGUCAGAAGAGUGUAUUACCUCUGGAUAUUGUAUUCAAUCACGCUGGGCGUGAAUCUUGUCGCUUGCCUUGCCUGGUGGAUUGGGGGUGGGAGUGGAGCUAAUUUCGGGUUGGCGUUUGUGUGGCUGAUCCUCUUCAGCCCCUGCAGUUAUGUCUGCUGGUUCCGGCCGCUCUACAAAGCUUUGAGGGCUGACAGCUCCUUUAACUUCAUGGCCUUCUUCUUUGUCUUCGGGGCGCAGUUCGUGUUGGCAGGGAUCCAGGCUCUGGGGAUCUCUGGCUGGGGAGCCUGUGGGUGGAUCGCGGCAGUCAUGUUUUUCAGCACCAAUAUCGGCUCAGCCGUGGUGAUGCUCGUGUCGGCCAUCAUGUUCACCGUGGUUACCAUCAUGAUGGGCGUGGCACUGUUUAGGGUGCACAGGAUGUAUCGUGGAGGGGGUGGAAGCUUCCACAAAGCGCAGGAGGAGUGGAGCAGCGGCGCGUGGAAGAACGAGCGAGUCCGUGAGGCUGGGUUCCAGGCCGUGUCCGGGGAGGGGAACACCCUGCCACAGUAUCCCACUCCCAUCCCGAGCUACCCCUCUGACGAGCGCUGGUCCUAAACACCCGCACCCCCUCCCCAAACCCUGUGAACCACCAGACUUACAAAGCGGCUUCCCGAAACGGGUCGUUUUUAAGCACUUUUCACUUGGCGGCCCAAAUUGAGAUUCUUUUAUAAUCCGGUGAAAAUGUAUUGCUUAAAAAUCUCGUGCAACAAGUUUAAUCAAUCAAUCAAUCAAUCGAUUCCUCUAUUUUAAACAGGUUAAUUUAUUUAUUUAUUUUUUUAAGUUCUCAAUUUUUCAGCAAGUUCUCAUUUACAAUUAGUGACCUGGCCAAGAAAUCCCCAAACUGCAGCAAAGAUGAGAUGGAAUUAUCAUCCAUUGUAAAAAAAUUAAAAACACUAACAAAAUAGCAAUAAGAAAAUCGCUUGCUGAGCUGCAAGAAGUUGCCCAGGUGUUCUAUGGUCUUUAAAUUCCCAGAAUCUGCAAAAAAAACAAACAAAACACAAAUCUACAGCCCCAGCAGUGGGGUAAGAGACACAGGGGCAGUUUGACAGCCCUCGAUUGGUACUGUUCAGUUAGACAAGGCAGCCCCAGAUGAGUGCUAUUCAGGGUCUGUGAAAGCAGCUGUCAGACUGCCAACUGUUUAACAGGCUUUGCAAUGAGCAUCAUCAUGCCUUCGCUGCACUACACAUAUCGGAGCUGCAACUCAGACCCUGUCCACACUAUCUACAGAAGGCAUGAUCGUUACAUUCACAGUUCAGUAUUUGGGUGGCAUGAACAGUGCAUGUGCUUCUAGUGAAGUCUGGAAUGGCUCCACUGCUAUGCAACAGUAAGAUAUUACUUGGAUACUCUUGGAUUGUUUUUUUUUUUUUUUUUUGUGGCAUUAUUUUUAAUUCGGGUGGAUAACCUUCUUUCCAAAUGGUUUACGUUUCAUAUAGAACCGGAGAUGCAUGUCUGGUUUUUUUCAUCUUGGUGCUGCAGUGUGUUGAGUAACUUUUCAUUUUCUAUGUAAACUGCAAUUGCCCCCUGCAAAAAAAGUGCAAGAGGUUAUUGCCUUUGACUUAUUUUUUUAAAAAUCAUUGCUAGAUCUCUUUUGCAAGAAUAUAACGGGACCAGUUAGGCUUUAUUAUGCAGACCUAUUUUAAAGGGGACCUAAUGCAGUCAUAUCCAGAGAACAGUUCUGUUUGCCAUGUUUAUAUCUCAUCCUCAGAGCCAACCUGCUCCUCCCAAAAGAGAUAUCUGUGUGCUUUAUAAAACUGAGCUGUCUGACUUGGUGUGAGAUAGUGUAGCUAGAAUAAUAAAACCUUGCUCUGCAUACAUAUAUAUAUAUUUUUUUUCUACAAAUACAAACAUGUCAGUGGUUUGAACAGCAGUGAAGCUUAAUAUACAUCACAAAGCACUAACACAGAUCACUCUCAGCUGUAUAUUGAUUGUAAUAAAUCACACGGGACACAGACGCAGGCUUGGAAAUGACUCCUGUUGCAUAGCAGUUUCACCCAUUCCAGGUUUUACUAUGAGUUUGAUUAGCCACAGUGUAGGUAACUAGUUCAGGUUUGUCUUACUAAGCAAAACCAGGAUUGGAUCAGACUGCUAUGUAGUGGGAGUCUUAUUUCCAUGCCUGUCCAGAUCUUUAAAAUAGCCUCCUAUUACUGUCUUACUGGGCUGUUGAAGGAAAUCAAAGCUCCCAGCAGCUUGAAUGGCAUUCUUCUUGUACUGAAUUAUUGGGAAUGAAGGUACAGCCCCCUUCUUCUUAACACUCCUCCAACAUCCCCUCUCCUUGAGACACAAGGUGGAUCAGUAAGGGACCAGACUGGUUUGUACAGUGCUUUGCAGAGUCCACACUGUACUGGUUUUAAAUCCCUGUAAAAGAAGGCAGGGUGGUGCAAAAACCUGAACUGGUUUUGUUUUUGUAGCGCUGAAAAUGUGACUCUCAUCUGCUUGGAGAUCUUUCUUUUUUUAGUUGGCUGAUGUGCAGAAAUCUUGAUGUAAAUAAAAGGGUGAAAUCAGAAUGGCAUUGGGAACCGUUUCUAGCAGCGCUGGUGCCUCCCAAGAGCUUGCGUUAAUGACAAUUGCAUUUAAUUACGCCUAAUUAGACAAUCAUGUGAUUCACGUGCAAACCCCUGGGUCAGGUGUGGUUCCAUGAACUAAAUUCUAAUUUCCAUCACUAGCAUGAGUUUGUAGCAUCUUAGAUAGACAGAUAGAUUUAGUGUGAGUGAUUUUAGUUCCUUUACUGGUUUGUGACAUGACUGAGAAUUGAUCAAGUGUGUUGACUACAUGUGCUUUUGUCACUUGUCUUAAUUUAAAGCAGUGUAACACAGUGGAGUGAUAUGAGCCCUUUGAUGGAGCCUCUCUUAAUUGAUUUGGGCUGCUUCGCCGACCCAUAGACUACAAACCCCUCUUGCCAAAAUGUGCCAAUUAAUGCCUGCUGAGCUGCUUCUUGGUGUGCUGAAACAGUGCUGCAGCAAAUAAAAAAGGGGGAUUUAUUUUUUUAAAUGUUUAAUAUCCACGGUGCAUGACAGAGUGUUAUAUUGUAUUUUCUUAAUCUGCAUUAAGGUGGGAUUGUUGAGUUAAAUUGUAUUGUUGACUGGCUCUACUGGAUCUACACUCAAUAAACAUUCCUUUGUCCCAGCA